AUGGAGGCCAGCCUGUCCGGCCUGUCGUCGCUGAAGGACGACAACGUGCCGCUCUACAUCCAGCCACACUACAAGGAAACCUACCGCCUGGCCAUCUACGCUUUGCUCUGCGGCGGCAAGGAGGCCUACGAGGACUUCCUGCGGGCCGAGCAGAUCAGCCACUUCCUGUCCGAGGAGGAGAUCUUCUUCAUCCUGGAGAAUGCAGAGGUGCCGGUGGUGGAGGACGAAGCGGAGGUCGCCAGGCCGGGCCCGGACGAGGUCAGCCCCUCCACCUACUUCCCCACGGAGUCGGACGAGGAGGUGCCGGACCUGGACCUGGGCUGGCCCGAGGACACGCAGGGGGGCGCGGACACCAGCAUCAGCCUGCUGUUCCACCCGCCCAGGGAGGACACGCCCACCAUCAAGGAGGUGGUCCGCAAACAGAUCCAGGAGGCGAGGCAGGUCGUUGCCAUAUCGAUGGACGUCUUCACCGAUGUGGACAUCUUUAAAGAGAUCGUCAGUGCCACGCUGCGGGGGGUGGUGGUCUACAUCCUCCUGGAUGAGUCUCAGUUCAGGAGCUUCCUCACCAUGUCGCACAGGGUGGGCGUCAACAUCCAGGACCUGAAGAACAUUCGGGUUCGAACAGUCCAGGGGCAGCAGUACCAGUGCCAGUCGGGGGUCAAGUUUCAUGGAGUUUUGGAACAGAAGUUUAUUCUGGUGGACUGCAGAACAGUUUUAUACGGAACUUACAGCUUCACGUGGUCCUAUGAGAAGAUCAACCUCAGCAUGGUCCUGGUGGUAACCGGUCAGCUGGUCUGCUCCUACGACGAGGAGUUCCGCCGACUGUACGCUCGCUCCACGGUUCCUCCCGUCCUGGCCAGGGAGAGAAUAUCUGUCCCGUACCUGAGAGACUCCGUGGCCCUGACGAGUCCAAACUCCAGCCAACUGUCCCUCCACCAACUUCACAUGAACCCCAGACUGAUGCACGGCAUGAGAAGCCCUCCGGAUGAUAGGUUUAAUAAUCCCCCCCAGCUGACCAGGGGCCUGAGCAUGCAGGACCGGCUGCACCAGUCCCACUGUCCAGACUUGGGGAAUCUGGUGCGGGGACACAGUUAUGGUGAACUGCAGAAGUUACACUCCAUGACUCGGCUGAGGAUGGGGACCAGGGACCUUGGAAUACCUGACAAGACAGGACCGAACCUGAUGCCAACAAACAGGUUGUCUCAGCAGCAGCUUCGGCACCACACUCGUUACGGUGCAGAUCAGAAUCUAAUACCAUUCAACUCGGAAACGUCACUGAACAGGUGGAAGAUCGACUCGUACUUUAACGAGAGCGAUUUGCCUCCAGAUGCAUCAUAUGAUGUGAUCUCUCCCAUGGUAUCCCCAUACAGCAGCCACACGGGCUUGAACGAGCUGCAGUCACAGGUGAUUCACAACCGGUCGAGGGACAUUAAGUCCAGGAUGGAAGAAAUGAGGCAGAAGAGGCUCAGUUUGCAGGAAUAUGCUAAUUUGAGGCAGAGCCAAGAAAGCUUGAGGUCGAUGUAUCCAAGUCUAGAAAGACCAAAGUUUGGGUCUUCGUUGAGAAAUCUGGACAAGAUGCAGAGCGUGGCCGAAUCAGAGCCCCAUGCACAAAAUGGUGGUGACAUGGAAUCAACAAACCAGAAAAUCAAUGACCCAAGUAAGGAAGGCGACAAAAGACAGAGACUGCAUACGUAUGACUGGCGUGAGCCUCUUACCAGAACAGUGUCAGCUGCUGAAUUAGACGGGAAACUCAACGAUCCUUCGCUCAAACUCUCUCACUUGCAGUCCAGCAGUGUCCAGCACUUAAGAGCCAUGGAGUCUUUGAUUGAGAUCCCCGAAGAAAAAGACAGUUCAAACUCUCGUAUCAACACCUCGGACAAAGUUGUGCUCGACAAUGGUAAUGAGGAAAAUCACAAAGAGGAAAUAGUUGUUCCAGAAGUGAACUCUGUGAAAUCAAGCUCAGCUGAAGAGCCACAAUGUCGGGAUGAAGUCAGAGGAAGUCACGGUUCUAUUGGUAAAGUAGCCAACAGUUCUAAAUCUUUGAAAGAAAGAAAGAAAUCAGUAGAAAACAUUCCAAAGAUAUUGAACACAUCUACAGGGUCUCAGCCUGCAAUGGAGGGUAAGAGUAGUCAUUCGGAAAAACGACGAGAGGAACCAACGCUGCAGAGGAAGAAUUCCGUGAAAAUGAAAGUGCAAUUGUUGCUUUCAUCUGACGAAAAGAAAGCCUGCAAAAAAGAGGAGAAGUCUCUCCAGAGGAAGUCCUCGGUGAGGGCGCAGAAUCCCUCGGGGUCCUCCGCCGGGCAAAUAACAAAGAAAGGUCGGUCGCCCAGUGUCUCCAGGUCACAGCACGCCAGUAGUCCAACAGACACCGAAAGGAAUAAAUCUGCAUUCGCAAGAUUAUCACCUCAACGUUCAAGCAAAAGAAAGACGAACCCUGCAGCAGAGCAGGAUCGCGGCUCCAGGAGCACCCUGAGCGACGAGGGGGCCACCGUCUUUCAGACCCGGAGAGAGAAAGCCUACAGCCGAUACGAGUACUUGCUCAGCACCGAAAGCAGGACGACGAGCAUGUAUCCCUCCGACAAAGACAGAGGCACGAGUCCCGUUCAUGGAAGGCCUGAUUCAGGUUACUCAAUGUACCAGACACAAAGCAGCACUGAAAACAAACUGGGAAGAUUCAUGCAGCGAGUAGGAAAUCUUAUGGGCAAGAAUAAGUAG
Molecule: messenger RNA, 2715 nt
Organism: Limanda limanda (common dab)
Lineage: Eukaryota; Metazoa; Chordata; Actinopteri; Pleuronectiformes; Pleuronectidae
Product: protein FAM83B-like
Exons: 5
Coding region: 1-2715 (904 amino acids)
Biological process (GO): epidermal growth factor receptor signaling pathway
Cellular component (GO): membrane; cytoplasm
Source: RefSeq, a predicted model, not a curated record